This is a messenger RNA of Galeopterus variegatus (Sunda flying lemur), 1458 nucleotides long. RefSeq lists its product as uncharacterized. The record is from RefSeq and is a predicted model, not a curated record. NCBI's taxonomy places the organism in Eukaryota, Metazoa, Chordata, Mammalia, Dermoptera, Cynocephalidae. Gene Ontology annotation, molecular function: lipid binding.
AUGAUGCUACUCUGGGGGUCACUGCUAUGCUGGAGGCUGCUGUCCCAAGCCAAAGGUGGUACCCAGAACCUGUUUUUCCUGAGGAUCAGCAAGGACCAGCUGGAGACAGACAUUUCAGACCUGUUCUCGGAGCACUGCAUCCUGUACCAUGUGGUCAGGAUGCCAGUGAUGGGGGUCAAGAGUGAAGGUGUCGCUGUCCUGGACCACCCACCUUUUGUAAGAAAAAGUCUCUCCAAGAAGAGCAGUGGGUUAGGCCUAUUGCUGGUCGGGGACCUGCUCUCGGGGAAGAGCCUCCCACUGCUGGCGGAGCUGCUAUGGGUAGGCAGGUUGGUCAUAGAAGAUGCCAGAGGACCCGAGGUCACCCUGCAAAUCCUAAGUGACAGCCUACUGCAGGUCACAUAGUGCUGCAAACUGUACCUCUCACUCCAGGAGCUCCUGUGGCUCAAAGUCAUCAAGAACAUUCACACUGGUGUACAGCUGGAACAGACAGAGAAUAAGACCAAAGUGGCCUUCGAAGAGUGCCACACCCCACCUGGAUACCUGAGCAUCAAGGUUCUGGAGCAGAUGGACUCCCUCCUAAUGAACAAAGCUCUGAAGUUUGUGACAAGCAUCCUGGACAAGACACUGCCCUUCCUCCUGCAGAAGACAGUGUGCCCACUGGCCAUGACCCUGCUCAAUUUGCUGCUGGAAGACCUACUGCACAUCAUCCUGUCCCCAACCAUCUCAGGCCCCAGCAACUUCCAGUACUAUGUCACCACCACAGAGUUCACAGAGGAGGCCAUCCUGAUGAAAGUCCAACUUGUGACCCCUUGCUGCCCAGACCAGAGAGCCGCAAAGCCUGACCUUCUGGCCCAGCCCAUUCCAAGAUUAGCCCAGGGCAGCAAGGCAGACCUGGCCUUUGGGUUGGAAGUCUACAAUGACGUUCUGUCCUGCCUCUACACCAGCAGGGAGAUCUGUGUGGCCCCCCAGGACUCCAUGGCGGGUGACCUCAUUUACCUGCUGUCCCUGAGAGAGCAGGAGCCUGGGCCCAAGGCUUCUAAUCAGUCCAGAGGGAGCGUGGGACUGACCAUCAGCACCCCUGAUACUCCCACUCUCCACCUUGAGGGCUACACAGCCAUGGUCAUCCAGCCAGGCUCUCUGGUGCUGCUGAGGCCCAGCAAUACCUCCUGUGACUCAGUUUCCUGGAAACUCCUUUCGAGGGCUGUGUUUUCCUCCAGAAAUCAGGAGCUAAAACUUCAGUUCACUCCUAGCAGCACAGCGGUCACCCUGGGCCCUUACCCCGCUCCCCUUGGGAAGCAAAAGGAACAUCUGGAGGCCAUUCUCUUAGAGCUUCUGCAGAGGAUGUUUCUGCCCAUUCACAACAAGCGGCUCAGAGAACAACGCCUCCCACUGCCCAACAUCAAGGGCAUUUCCUUUGACCAGGCCCGAAUAGACCUCUCCAAGAUUCAGCCCAGGUGA